AUGAAAUUCUUGCUCUUCACACUGCUCUUCGCCGUAUCGGCGCAAAUAUUGCCUCGUAUCGAGGAGAACUAUGAAGCCGCCCGUUUUAAAGGCGCGCUCUAUCGCACAGCAUUGGAGGAUGAGGGUGGUGACGCCGUGGACUCUUCGCGAUUCGUUCGUGAUCCACUCAUCGGCGACUCCCCUUCUCCCAUCCCUUCUCGCUCUGAAUUCCGCCGUCGCUUCUUUCGGAAUACAGGAGAUCCCUCUCUCAAGUCCCUCCUCGCUCGCCUCCAAAUGAUCGCCCGUCUCACGAACGCCAUCUACAUCCAUCGUGGCCUUACCACCGGCUCCAUCCCGCCCGGCGACUUGAUUCCGGAACUUUUGCAUCUCGGACACAUCAAAACAUCUCUACUCACUGGUGUCAACUCGGGUGGUGUCCAGGACGCUGUCACGAAGAUUCUGAAGAACCUUCCGACUCAACUGGAGGCUGGUACAGAGGUGACGGAGGCGGAGAAGGCGUUGGCUGACAUUGAGAAGAUUGUCAAGGCACUGGAUGGUGUGGAGGGACCGAUUCAGAAUCGGGAUGUCAGUGAAUUCGGCGCGAUGAUCGAGAAGCUGUCGACAACGGAUAUUGAGAUCGGUGGCGUCAGUGAUUUGAGCAAUCAGCAGACGAAGUGGGGCAAUUUCAAAACUCUGUCAGACACAGAUCCCAAUCCAGAUAAUCUUAAUACAUAUUUUGGUGAUCUGAAAAUUGCUCUGGAUGAGGUCAAAACAACCAAAAGCAAACUGAAUGCAGCUGGCCGCCUCUGGAGAUGGACCUCUUUCAAAUCGGCAUCCGACGCGUUGGCUCCAUCGUUGAAGAUCUCUACUGCUGCCACUCUAUAUGGCUCCUCCACCAAAACCAAUCAUUGGUCUGACUACAGUUCCUUCAUGAACAAAUUCCUCGAGAACAUCGCCCCCUUGAAAUCGACACUCUUGGAUCUCAAUCUGGUUCACGACUCGCUGAAGGCUCAUCAUUCUUUGCUCCUCCACAACUUCACUCACUCGCAUGGCCUUCCAAAUGGUGCUCCGGACUUGGCUCGGAUGUUGGAUGACCUCAAUGGUGACGCCUGGCUCAAAUCGGUCGUGAAGACUGAUCUCCUGGUGACUGCGUUCUCUUCGCUGAAGACGUUUGAGAUGGAAUCCAGAAAAGUGUAUCAGUCGUUGGGUGGUCAGGUACUGGCCGAUCUGAAGCCGUUGGUGUCUGUUGUCGAGACGUUGAGUGGAUUAGAGAAGGAUGCAAUUUUGAGAGGGAUCCAGGCUCUUUCGACGCUAACCACACCUGAUCCUACUUCUCUAUCGUGGCCGUCGAAUCUGGAAUCGGAAGUGACUGCAGUCGACACAUCGUUUGGCGAGCUUCAGGAGAAGGUCGAUGAGUUGCUGGUGGCUGUGAGUGUUCCCGAGUUGGUUGAGAUGUGUGAUGCGGUCAUUGCUAUCUGUGAUGAGGCGAAGGACGCUGCGGAUCGGACGGUUCAGGUCACCAACUUCAAUAAUUAUGCGAAAAAGGCUGAGUUGAAAACGCAGGUGGAUGCCAUCUACAAACUGGUUGGUGAGAUCAAUACGGCUCGUGGUGACAUCCAAACCAAGGCUCUGGUAGUCAAGGACAGGAUGGACGAUUUAACGACGUUUCAUACGGAGUUGGGUGAAGUCGGUGGGUAUUUUGAUGGACUUCUGGCAAUAUCCGGACUCAAAUCGGUGCUACGUGUUUUGCCAGUGGUGGAAAAUAUGCGGAAGAUCGAUCAACCCGCCCAGGACUCCUACUCAACUGGCUCGGAGGUGGUGAAGAAGGUCGUUGCGUUGAAGGAGACGUUUGAGAAGAUGGAAAAGUCGGUUGGUGAGAUGAAAGGGGCCUCCAAUCCGGAGACUGACGCCUUGGAGCUCCUGAAGGAUCCUGGUCGACACUCGAAGACAAUUGGGUCAGCUGUCCGUGGAAUCGGCAAAAUGGAGAGUGCCAUGGAGAAAAAGUCGGAGGUCGACUCGAUUGUGGCUGGCUUCGAUGUGGUCAACAAGUCGCUGGAUUCGGUGGUUUCGGAUGUCUCCAAGAUGUACACCUCGUUCGAUGUCUUCCAGAAGUCGGUGACUGUCCCCAACUCUGCAACACUGGCGGAUCUAUUCGGAACAUUCCAAAAAGCUAAGUCGGUCACUGGCAUUACUGGAGAUCUUCAGAAGUUGAGUGCUGACGUCGAGAAGUUGAAGGAGGUCGAGAAAGACAAUGGGAAGGUGCAGAAGUUGGAGAAGGUCCAGGAAUCACUUGCGACGCUGGAUUCGAUGGGUCUGGAGUUCUCUCGGUACCAUAAGGAUUUUGAUGGAUCCAAGGAUUCGUUGGUGGCGUUGGACACGUUUUUUGUGGACUACUUGAACAAGUUGAAUAGUUUGGACAAGUUGGGUGGUGAGAAGGAAAGCUCCUCUCUCCUCACGUUCAUCGCCAUAGCUCUCUUCACUGUUCUCGUCGCAAUCCUCGCUGUACAUCUGGUCCUGUUCUUCUGCAAACGCGACACAUUUUUCAAAAUCUACAAGUGUUGCCGGCGGAAAGUUCCAGGCGCAGCUGUGACUGUCACUGCUGACCUCUUUGAACUGAUUCUCAAUCAGCUGAUGGAUAUUAUCAAACGACACGGAGAAUUUCAUGGAUACGAAGGGAAGACCGAAGAAGAGCGUAGAGAAGAUAAUUGGUACUCGACGGGGUGGACUUAUUUAUUUUCUAUGGACGACGUAUACGUGGCAAAUGAGGCACUACAUUCAGAACAGCGGCUGACUGAGUACAGGUUCGACAUCCCACUAUUGGAAUCGACAAGAGUGGUGCUGACAGGAUACGGCAAUCGAUUCAUAAACGACCUCUAUCACGCCAACAUCUUCAAACUUCCAAACAAUAGAGAACUCGUACUGGCGCAGGGACCACAGAAGGCGUCGGAAGGCAAGAACUCGACGAUCGAAAAGUUUUGGUGGAUGGCUAAGCAGAAGGGGUCGAAGGCCAUCGCCAUGUUGUGUCAGUUGACGGAGAGAGGAGAAGUCCAAUGCGACGAGUACUUUCCGGAUAAAGCUGGUGAAUUCAAAGAGUUUGGGGAUCUGAGAGUGGAUUGUCUCGAUAAAAUGAUUAUGUUGGACGGGCGUUUGGAAAUUAGAAAAUUGAAGGGAAAGUUUGGCAACGAAAAGGACUUCUCCACCACCCACUACUCGUUCAAUGGAUACGGACGGAAAACCUAUCCGGAUUUCCCUGAUUUUUUUGCUCAAUUCAUGAAGAAGGUUCUCAACGAGCCUGGCACCACGAUCGUUCACUGCUCCAAUGGAACCAAUCGCACUGGCACUUUUGCCUUGUCCGCCUAUUUGAUCUACAAUGUUGUUCAGACUAAAGAGAUCGACAUGAAGGCGGCUCUGGUGGCAUUGAGAGACUCACGUAUUGGUUGUAUUCAAAACAGUGAUGACUACGCGUUCUCGUCAGUCGUUAUGUUCGAAUACAUGGCUGAUGGCAUUAAGAUCAAGAAGGAGAAGGUUAAAGAGGAUUACACGGACAUGAAGAUGAGAUGGCAAGUGAUCCAUGUGGAGCGAGCAAGAGAGGAAUCGAAUCAAUUGCAAGCUCCUAAUUAG
Messenger RNA from Caenorhabditis remanei, 3600 nucleotides. RefSeq lists its product as uncharacterized. Gene Ontology annotation, biological process: protein dephosphorylation. The record is from RefSeq and is a predicted model, not a curated record. The coding region runs from base 1 to 3600 and encodes 1199 amino acids. NCBI's taxonomy places the organism in Eukaryota, Metazoa, Nematoda, Chromadorea, Rhabditida, Rhabditidae. Gene Ontology annotation, molecular function: protein tyrosine phosphatase activity. The transcript has 11 exons.